AUGGUAAAAGACAAGAACAGAAUGUGCGAACACUUCAACAAAACUGCAAGGGAUCUACCUUCACUGCUACAGAGUCAGAGAGUGUACGUACAAGUUCACAAGAGUGUUCAAGAGUGUACGUACAAGUUCACCCAAUGUAACCAAUGGAUUUCAGCAACCGUUACCAAAACGCCGGUAGCGUCUCAACCGAGAUCGUACAGUGUCGAAACUACUGAGGGAGCCCAGUUAGUGAAGAAUCGUAGCUUCAUUCGUCCAGCACAAGAGAUUGCUCCGAUACCUGCCGAGAAUAUGAAGCGUGGCGACAGCAGUAGCAGCUAA
Pocillopora meandrina is the source of this 318-nucleotide messenger RNA. The record is from the annotation of a GenBank genome assembly. NCBI's taxonomy places the organism in Eukaryota, Metazoa, Cnidaria, Anthozoa, Scleractinia, Pocilloporidae.